CGUUUUCAGUCAGUUGUGAAUCCGUUGUCGGUGGAAGAAGGGUGUUUGAUUGUCGAUUCUGGGUACCCUGUCGAUCGAUAAAAUUGUUGGUGGUGGUGAUCAGAAAACCGUCAAAAUUCGGGUCAAAAACAGAGAUCCCAUCCCUGUUUACCAGAUGGAACAUCCAGAAAUAGAAGAGGACGGCCGUAUGUCGGGUACAGACGAGCGCGUCUCUGACAUGGAACAAGAGGACAGUCUGGGUUUGAUGGGCGGCCGCGACAGCCCACUGAAGCCCGUCGGAGGCGCUUUGGAGGGCGAGGACAUUCUAGCCAAACUUCGCCAGCAAGUAUCUGCUGCGUCCUUGUUCACGCACGCCCGCGAGAGCGUCCUGAGCGGCUCGUCGCCUCCUCGCACCGGUUCCCCAAAUCACAUAAACAACAACAAUAAUAAUAGUCAUAAUCUAUACGAUAGAUUGCACACCCUCCUGCAGGCUAAAAUGAAGAGAGAGGAGGAGGGUGAGGGUGACGAGGACUCGCGAGACCUGGUGCUGCGGGCGGAGGCAUUGCAGCGACAGAGGGAGACGCUCCUGUCGUCACCGCAGACGCUCAUGAAUGCCAUGCGGGGGGGCGGGCCGCCCUCCUUAGUGCCACCGGGACCCCACCUGCCCUUCAUCCCUAGCACGGUCGGCCUUCCGCCCACCUCACAGAUGCCUCCCACGCCCGGGUCCGCAGGCUCUCGGGACUCCUCUGGGAACGGUACCCGAACGCCCUCACACACCCCCGAGCCACACCAGAGUCAGCAGUCCUGGAGCUUCGAGGAGCAGUUCAAACAGGUAGCGUACCCUGCCCCUGAACGUUUCUGGUCCCCGGCAAGUGAAGUACGAGAACCAACGAAGCACUCGUCGUUUGAAGAAGACAAGAGAAAGUUGUAUGAACUCAGCGAUGACCAGAAAAGAAAGGACUUUUUGGACGAUCUCUUCUCCUUCAUGCAAAAGAGAGGCACCCCCAUCAACCGGCUGCCUAUCAUGGCCAAACAAGUCCUAGACUUGUUCGAAUUGUACAACUUGGUCGUGACACGGGGCGGGCUUGUCGACGUCAUCAAUAAGAAACUUUGGCAGGAAAUCAUCAAAGGUCUGAAGCUUCCUUCGUCCAUCACGAGCGCCGCCUUCACUCUCAGAACGCAGUACAUGAAGUACUUGUACCCGUACGAGUGCGAGAAGAUGAAGUUGUCGAAUCCAGCAGAGCUCCAGUGCGCCAUCGACGGCAACCGAAGGGAAGGUCGACGGUCUUCCUACGGCACCUACGGGGACUCAGGUCAACCUCCACUCCUCCCUCUGCAGAAUCUUCAGUCGCUACAGAAUUUACAGAAUCUUCAGAAUCCUCUCAGUUUGGUGCCUCGGCCGCAGCUGAAUGGCAAUGGUACUACACAUCCUUUGGCUCCACAGGACUACCUCUUAGGUCGUGGCGGAUCCCCCCCUGGAUCUCAAGAGGCGCUCCUCGAGGCGACGAGGUUAACCAUGUGGAAGUUGUACAACCAAGGGCUUGGAGGCGGCGGCUUCCAGCAUGAGGACGACUUGCCGAAACUCCCUCCUCCUCACCAUCCCCUGGCAGGAGUCCCAUUCCCUCCUCAGAAGGAAGCUCUUAACCUCGACGUUAAGGACGAUGAAGUGCCGCCCCUUCUUGAUAACCGAGGAUAUCAGGCCUUCUGCUUGCAGCGGCCCGGAGGAGGAGGUGGUGGAGGGCGCGUCAAAGAGAACAACGACCUCCGCAACGACCUCCGCAACGACGCCAGGAACGACCUCCGCGGGAGGUUGGAGGAGAGUUCCAUUCCUCCGGCACCCAAGCGCCAGGCCCAACAGGAAGACAAUAUUCAUGACCCUCGCCUACCACCACCCACUACGCCUGGCCCGCCGGGACAAGCAGGCGGAGCUAAUAUUAAGAUUACGUCUAGGGGCGAUGGCAGGAAUGGCGACCAGAGUUUGGUGGUCAGUAUGGAAAUAAAUGGAAUCUUAUAUCAGGGAGUACUCUUCGCCCAGGCCCCGAGGGCACGUUUCAGCUAAAAUGUAAGACCUCCGUGAUCCCACAAGUUCUUCUUGUGUUCGGCUUCUGUAUUAUUUGACGGCAGGAGGUAUGGCUGUCUUCGGAAUACUGAGGAGGAAGAGAUAAGGGAAGAGUAGUGACUAGUGAGUGAGCUCCUCUUCGUGCGCCGCACCGACACCAACCUUCGCACAUCGAUUUCAUCCCAAGCCUCAGCGGACCACGAGAAGCCCUUCGUUGCUUCUCUCCUCCGUCUUUUGAAGAGAGGUCGAUAAGAGAAGUUUAGAAUGGCAUACGGCGGAGAGAGAGAGCGAGAGACAAAGGGAGAGAGAGAGAGCUAGAGAGAGAGAGUGAGUGCGGCGUCACUCAUGAUAAUCACAGUGCCCUCCUUUGCAGAAUGUGAUGAGAUGAGCGUUUCUCCUGAAACGCAGCCGCGAAUCCCUUGCGAGGGAGGGAGGGUCUUCUGUUUAGAACUGGGUGGAGAAGUGACCCUCCCUGUGUUCCAAGAGAAACAAACUGUAUUGAAGUCAUAGUGUUGAUGAACUAAGUACUGUAUGCAUAAAACCCUGAAUCAGGGUUCAUUGUAUUUAUUUGUGUAAUUAUAGUUAUUAUUAUUAUUAUUAUAAUAUUCUUACGGUGGUGAUGAUGAUGAUGAUACUUGUACAGUAUUGUUCUACAUGAGAACAAAUGACAUAUUUCUCUUUACUUUGUUGUUCGGUCAGUUUGUAAUAAUAUGAUGAUUAUGCCACCCCAUGUGGUGAUCUCAUGAACGUAGAAAUAAUACUCACUAAUUCAUUACUGGGUGGUAACCGUUGGCAGAAGUUUGACAUAACGAGGAAAGAAGAGGCCUUAGUGAAGGCUGUGGCUCUGCUGCUACGCGUCUCCUAAGUCUAAUCACGCCCCCUUCCUCACCUUAAGAGAUACCGCUCGUAUCGUAUACUUAGAUGGAGGAAUGUUGGGUUGUGUUGUGUGCUACUGUUUGGUCGACAUUCUCACCGUGUUGCGUGGAGCAGCAGAUUCCUCCUCCUCCUCCUCCGCCUCCUCCUCCUCCUCCUCCUCCUUCUGCGAGAGACAGCGCUUCGAGUGUGAGCGAGAGGAGGAAGCACUGCAGCUUGAUGGUACCGUGCCCUUGGCAGCCCUGACCAUCCACCUGCAGACAGGAUGAUCAUAGGACCAAGUCAGCAGGACCUCGACACCCCCCAGUCAGCCCAUCCUUCCUUCCUUCCUUCCUUCCCUCGUGCCCUCGCGGGCCUUCUUCCCAAUACCCCACUGAGUGGAGACACCUGCCAAAGUAGCCAAUUCAGCUCACUUUUGAGUCUGCAUUUGUUAAUUGUUUCUGUUUGUAUUGUUUUUGGUUGACAGUUGUUGUUAGUUUAGAAAUAUCAAUAAUGAUAGUGACAAUGACAUUGUUAUUAUUAUUGUCAGACGAAAAAUCAUUUUGAGAUUGAGCAAAGGUGAAAGGUUCCUACAGUCCCCUGCCAACAAAGCCACGUCGCAUUGGACACCGGUGGAUGGCUCCUGACGGCGAUGCCACCACAAAAGCUGAGUUACCCAAGUCCUGCACUGUUCAUUGGAAAGCUGAAUCACGAAUAACACUUGACUGCAAUCGUCAUGACUGGCCACUUCAUUUAUUUAUUCGGUUUAUUUAAUUUUGUGAUAAAUAUCCAUCUGAAGUGACAAGUGCAAUAUUGCCAGCUAGAAGGGAAGAUCUCACGUUGUUUUUAUUUUAUUUUCUGAAGAAUAUUCUUCGUACCUGAAUUAAUUCUGAAUUCCAGGUUAUACAUUUAUGGUUUUGUGUGCGUCCUGUUGUCAUAUGAAAAGGAGAAAACAAAACAAAAAAAAAAAGAUGAAAAAAGAGCAGCUGUCCAGUAACUUAUGUCCCAUUCAAAGUAGUGCUUUUUUGUAUUGCUUUCAUAUUUUGGAUAUUGGUGGCAUAAUAUUUUUGUUAGGAUAUAAAUUUACAGUUAGUUAGUCAUUGGUUAGGUUAGUUUUGUUUAUGUGUAUGUCGGUAAGUGGCGUAGUGGUGAGUGUGAGCGCACAUGAUAGAGAAAAAGAGAAAGAACUUGUCAACGUUGUCAUCCCUCUGUAAAAAAGAGAGAGAGAAAGAGAGAGAGAAUCGGUAAAUGUGCGUAUGUAUGAAGUGCCAAACCCCGUCGCGGAAGAUAAAAAAAAAAGAAAGAAGAAGAAGAAAAAGGAGGAUUCCACUUGAGGUGGAGGAUGACAUCAGUUGGUGCUGGUGGCCGAGAGAAAUGCGGGGUUCUUUGGUGCAGGUGCGUGUGUGUUGUAGCAGUUUACUCAGGGAUCUUCAUUUGUGCUGACGGCCUGCGGCUGCUGCUGCUGAUGCUGCUGCUGCCUGUGAUGUUGGAUGAUCGGCUACCUAUCCAUCGGUGGACUGCUUGUGUCUGUCGUCGAUCUGGUAGCCGGAAGGAAGGCUCUUCCAGCCGCGGCCGCCACACCCGUCACUUUGUGCCGCCACCACCACACUAGAUAAGACACUGUUAAAACACACACACACACACACACACACACACACACACACACACACACAAAUAUGCCUCCCGCCCUCACAUUUUUUUUUUCAUUUUUUCCUAAAAAUAGCCUUAAGUGUUCUAAAUGGUUUUGUCAUCGGCGUAUCUGCAAUGGUUGAUGUACAUGUUGCAGACACAGGUUCUGUGCGAAAUUCAGACGUGAAUGAAAGUGGCCCCUGGUCUCCGCGAAAGUAGCGAGAGAAUUCUCCCUAUGACUGUCGUGGUGGGACUUCCACAUCCACAAGGGAGAAUGUUUCCCAGGUAUGUGAAGGGACGACCAUUAAGGUUCUCCUUCCGAAAGCAACUUCUUUUUUUAUGAUCAUUAUUUUCCACCCUUUCCCAACUCUUGUCUUGGGAUGACCUGUUGAAAGUGUUUAUAAGUUGUCGUUUGAUCCCAGUCUUCUGUCUGUCUGUCUGUCUAUCAACCGUUCUGUCUCUUGAUGUCUUUCAUUAUCUCACGUCUCUACGCCUCAUUUCCACUCUGUGUCAUGUUUGUAUAUCGCAUUUGCUGCCCUGUUUGUCUUAAUGAUUUACGAUUACGAUUUUUGUAGUAAUUAAGAUUCUGUUGUAAAUUGUCUUGUACAGAAUGUACAGCUCUCCAGUGUUCUUCCUAUAGACCAAAAGAGGAGGUGGUUCUUAUUCUUCAGACGUUGCCCAACCCACUUCCGCCAGCAUGAAUAACCGAUAAGCUUAAAUGUAGAGCGGCACUUACUUAAAAGUGAAACUGUAAUAAAGUGUUAGUAGUGAU
Molecule: messenger RNA, 5291 nt
Organism: Macrobrachium nipponense
Lineage: Eukaryota; Metazoa; Arthropoda; Malacostraca; Decapoda; Palaemonidae
Product: AT-rich interactive domain-containing protein 3C-like
Exons: 11
Coding region: 155-2038 (627 amino acids)
Biological process (GO): regulation of transcription by RNA polymerase II
Cellular component (GO): nucleus
Molecular function (GO): DNA binding
Source: RefSeq, a predicted model, not a curated record